GGAGCCAAGGCAGGCGGUGCUGAGCAGCCCCACAGCCGCUGGGACAGAGCCAGGGAAGAGCAGAGCAGGAUGGACCCCACCAUGGAGCUGGCAGAGGACCCCAGGUUCCCCCACUCGUUGGUGGAGAUGCUGAUCAGGAACUUCAGCGUGCCGGCAGCCUGCUUCGCUCUGCCGCCCACCUCCCGGCAGCUGCUGCAGCAGCUGGACGUGACCCAACUCGCCAUCCUGGGCCUCGCCACCAUCAUGACGCUGCUGUCGGUCGCGAUCUUCGUGGAAGAGGCUUUCUACCUCACCCGCAAGAUCCGCUGCCCCAUCAAGAUGAAGACCCUCCGCUGGAGCAGCUCAGCCCCUACGGUUGUGUCUGUGGUCAGCUGCUUUGGGCUGUGGAUCCCGCGCUCCAUGAUGGUGGUGGAGAUGGCUACCACAGCCUACUUCGCCAUCUGCUUCUACCUCCUGAUGCUGGUCAUGGUGGAGGGCUUUGGGGGGAAGGAGGCAGUGCUCAGCACCCUGAAGGGGGUACCCAUGGUGGUCAGCACUGGGCCCUGCUGCUGCUGCUGCCCCUGCCUGCCCCGCAUCACCAUGAGCAGGAGAAAGCUUCAACUGCUGAUGCUGGGAACUUUCCAGUAUGCCUUCUGCAGGGUGGUUGCCGUCUUCCUGGGGCUGGUCCUGGCCACCGAUGGGAACUACAACCCUGCUGACAUCUCUGCGGAGAGCGUGGCCCUCUGGAUCAACACCGUGGCCGGCGCCUCCACCCUCUUUGGGCUGUGGUCCCUGGGCAUCCUCUUCCGGCAGGCCCGGCUACAUCUGUCUGAGCAGAACAUCAAGGCCAAGUUCUUAUGCUUCCAGGUUCUCCUUGUCCUGACGGCACUGCAGCCUGCCAUCUUCAGCAUCCUGGCCAACAACGGCAACAUCGCCUGCUCACCACCCUUCUCCUCCAAGGCCAGGUCACAGCAGAUGAACGUGCAGCUGUUGAUCCCACAAACCUUCAUCUUGGCAGUGGUGACACGGAUGUACUACCGCAAGCAGGACGACAAGCCCGGCUACCAGCCCGUCAGCUUCGCACCUGCAGUCACCGACACCAAGGAGUGAGCAGGAGGGAGCAACUGGGGUGCUGAGGGGCAGAGUGAGGCGAGGGGCUGGUCUGCCCUGUACAACCAUCUCUUCCUCCUCCAGCCCUGGGGAGCUGCUGGCAGCAGAGGGGGAAAAGAACAUCUUGGCCUGGGGUGAAAAGAUCCAGAACCUGAAAGCCACAAGCCAAAGGGAUCUGUGAAGCUGCCUCCAGCCCAGGGGGCUCUUGUCUGGCACUGAAUAAAUUUGUACCCAAGUCUUGCA
Molecule: messenger RNA, 1332 nt
Organism: Tyto alba (common barn owl)
Lineage: Eukaryota; Metazoa; Chordata; Aves; Strigiformes; Tytonidae
Gene: SLC51A
Product: solute carrier family 51 subunit alpha
Exons: 9
Coding region: 70-1089 (339 amino acids)
Biological process (GO): bile acid and bile salt transport
Cellular component (GO): plasma membrane; endoplasmic reticulum membrane
Molecular function (GO): transporter activity
Source: RefSeq, a predicted model, not a curated record